Molecule: messenger RNA, 1191 nt
Organism: Gossypium raimondii (Peruvian cotton)
Lineage: Eukaryota; Viridiplantae; Streptophyta; Magnoliopsida; Malvales; Malvaceae
Product: serine/threonine-protein phosphatase 7 long form homolog
Exons: 5
Coding region: 1-1191 (396 amino acids)
Biological process (GO): meristem maintenance; meristem development
Source: RefSeq, a predicted model, not a curated record
AUGGUAUUGGCGGCACCAAUGGUGCGAAUGCCAUUGGCGGCACCAGUUGGCAUCGCAAUGGCUGAAUUGAUUCAAAGCAGUAUUAGACGCAUAUCUGAUAUGGCUAAUAACACAGACUCGUUCCGAGUAUUAAGGGGCCGCGUGAGUGUUUUAAAGAUAGCUCCGGAUGCACGAUUUAUGCCGUACCUGGAGCUAGCCGGAUUUGGGUCAGUAGCAUUGAUCCGGUCCUCCGGCUUGCGAUUUGAUUUAUUAUCCGCGCUAGUGGAGCGGUGGCGUCCAGAGACCCAUACUUUCCAUUUUCCGUGUGGGGAGUGCACGGUGACGUUGGAGGACGUUGCAGUGCAGCUUGGACUCCCAGUUGACGGGAGUCCCGUUACGGGACUAUCUUCAUUAACGGAUCCGGCUGCAGUUUGCUAUCAACUCCUAGGAGAGUCACCAGAGAACGGUGAUAAAUAUUUUUCUGGUAUAAAAUUUACAUGGCUAAGAGCCAAAAUUUGUCGACUAUCAGCGGCCGCCAGUGAAGGUGAGUUGAUGUGCGCUGCUCGAGCGUACAUCAUGCAUUUGAUAGGGGCACUACUCAUGCCUGAUGCAAACGGCGACAGUGUGCAUUUGUCGUACUUGCCUCUGCUUGCUGAUUUGUCCACGGCUAGGUCGUACAGUUGGGCGACAGAGCCGAAAGUUAAAGACAUCGGCGGAUGCCUCAUGCUGCUGCAGUCAUGGGCACUUUAUUGGAUGCUAUUUUUGGCACGCGUUAGUCACCAACCCUAUAUAUAUCCACUGCCACUCAGGUGGAUGACCCGUCCAGGCAUCGGGAAGUCGUGUGAUGUCCCGAUAUACCGCAUGAGGAUUGAACAGCAUGCCCGGGAAGGGUUUAUAUGGAUGCCGUACCGGAGGCCGGAAAUUACAAAUGUUGUACCCCCGUCCGCACUCGUUGAUUCCCACACAUGGUGCACAAACACACCAAUUAUAAAUUUCAACGUCGUCGAGUGGUAUCACGGUGAUCGGGUGCUUCGGCAGUUUGGCUGCAUCCAACCUAUCCCGGAUCCACCGUGCCAGUUGGGGGAAGAUCACGGCUUGACAAAGAGAGGAAGAGUUCAAUUAGACUGGGGAAUAUAUCACCGGAAAUACGUCGCACUGUGGUACGAUCGAUUGCGCCGAAUUCCUCAGAUGGUUAUGGCUACCGACCUGUAG